Messenger RNA from Aspergillus wentii DTO 134E9, 1719 nucleotides. Its product is annotated as DUF890 domain protein. NCBI's taxonomy places the organism in Eukaryota, Fungi, Ascomycota, Eurotiomycetes, Eurotiales, Aspergillaceae. The coding region runs from base 376 to 1719 and encodes 447 amino acids. Gene Ontology annotation, molecular function: 23S rRNA (adenine(1618)-N(6))-methyltransferase activity. The record is from RefSeq and is a predicted model, not a curated record. The transcript is spliced from 10 exons. Gene Ontology annotation, cellular component: nucleus. Gene Ontology annotation, biological process: rRNA base methylation.
AUUUGUCCAUGGCGACACACCCGCGAACGAGUCAAUGAUUCACAGGGAAUUGAAAACGAGAUAAUCUGCAGGGGGAAAAAAAGCCAAUCGACCAAAAGACCGAUCUCAGACUUUUUGAUCGUUAAACUGCAAUGCAGGAAAAUGGAGAACCAGAGACGGAGGGAUGGAGGGGAUUAUGUACGUGGGAUGAAACGCGUCUUCCCCGCCAUGACAUAAGGGAUCUGCUUGGCCUUAUCGCCUUAGGCCAGUUAAGCGCAGCUUCUGUCGCAGCCAAUUUCAGCGGUCAGCGACCGAUUGUCUUGGUAUAUCUCCACACUUCAGCUCGCCUUUUCGAUGGCUUAAUUGCAGCCUGGUGAUUCCUUUGAUCGCCAGCUUAUGUCCACAAGAAGCAUCAUGAAGGCAACUCGAAAUAUCUACAAAAAUGACGUCGACUUUACGACGCUGGCUUUGCAGUCGCCUGAUUUCGCCAAAUACGUGAAGCCGAAUGGUCAGCUGGAUUUUACCGAUCCAAAUGCCGUCCGACAAUUGACGAAGAGUCUGCUGCAGCGAGAUUUCAACUUGAAGGUUGACAUUCCUGAAAAUAGACUAUGUCCACCAGUAUGUAUAAACUAUAAAAAAUCUCAUGCUGGUCUAAUUAUUGCUCUUAGAUUAAACUAUAUCCUAUGGCUUCAAGACCUUAUAGACACCACGGGAGACGAGUAUCGGGAUGACUUUGACCCCGAUAGAGAGGUUCUCGGGCUUGAUAUAGGAACAGGCUGUUGCAGUAUAUACCCGCUUCUGGGAAGCGCCUUGAGGCCGCAUUGGAAUUUCGUGGCAACCGAUAUCGAUGAAGGAAACUUCCAAUCCUCCAAAAAGACCGUGUCGGCGAAUGAACUUGAAUCUCGAAUCCAGAUAAUUAAGACUGACCCCAAAGAUGACCUCAUUCCAUUGCAGUCAAAACUAGGAGCUGAGAGCCUGGAUUUCACCAUGUGUAACCCUCCGUUCUAUGAAUCUCGUGACGAAAUGAUUGCUUCAGCAACGGAAAAGGAGAGACCACCAUUCUCGGCAUGCACAGGUGCAGAGGUUGAGAUGGUUACCGCUGGUGGCGAAAUAGAUUUUGUAACGCGCAUGAUCGAGGAGAGUCUUCGUCUUCGCGAACAAGUCGUGUGGUAUACCUCCAUGCUCGGGAAACUGAGCAGUGUCUCCGUCAUCGUAGAGAAAUUGAUUGAGCACAAAAAUCACAAUUAUGCCGUGACAGAGUUCGUCCAGGGCAACAAAACACGACGAUGGGCGGUAGCAUGGUCAUGGACUGACCUGCGCCCGGCAAUGAACAUAGCUAGAGGCAUUACCGGCUUCCCCAAACAUCUCCUACCCUUCCCCUCAGAAUUCACCUUUGACAUACCAACUGCAUCAAUCGACGAUAUAAGCAACAAAGUCGACGCCGAGCUCAGUACCCUUUCUAUCCAGUGGAACUGGCGUAAAAAUCUCGGCACGGGCGUAGGAUUCGCGAUGGAAAACGUCUGGUCCCGUCAAGCGCGCCGGAAAAUGCAGUUAGCCGGGGCAGGUCACAAGGCCGAGAUUGACGACUCCAAAGCCGCGUUGGGAUUCAAGGUGCAGUUGAGGCAGGAUAGGAUUGAGGAAAAGGGGGUGCGGGUUCUGGUUAGAUGGCUCAAGGGGACUGAUUCUGUUCUGUUUGAGAGUUUUUGUGGGAUGUUGAAGAGAAAGGUAGAGAAUCGGUAG